UAGUGACACUGCACCGAACUCGUCUCUUUCAAACAUAGACUUUCGUUCUUCAACGACUAAUUAAAGAUCCAACAAAAAGGCAAAAGAAAAAAAGAAACUGUGUUUGGUCCGAAGGCCAGAGGAAAUGAAGGACGAAGAAUCUCUGACGACGUCUCCACCGUCGUUGACCUUCUCCGCCGGAAGAACGAAAUAUCCGGUGGCCGGAAGAAUCAUCACAGGCUUCAAGAUAUGGCUGUUGGCGGCGAUUCUCUUCUUGGCUCUGUGGUCCGUUUUCACCAGCUCCGUCACCCUCAAAGGCUUCUUCGGCGGAUGCGACGGCGGCCGCGGUAGAUAUCUAUGUUAUCUUUCCGGCGUGAACGGGUUUUCCGGCGGCGGCGAGCUCGACAUCCUCGAAGUGGAGGAGAGAGAGAAGGUGGUGAGGAAGAUGUGGGACGUGUACACACGCGCCGCCGGAUCCAGGCUGCCGAGGUUCUGGCGAGAGGCUUUCGAAGCGGCGUACGAGUUUCUCGUCAGUGACUCGCCGGAGAUUCGAAACGCAGCCGUUUCGGACAUCGCCAAAUUGUCGCUCACGUAUCACUCUGUUAAUCCCAAGCCUCUCUCGGUUCCGUAAAUUUAUUUUUCCCGGGUCAAAUUAUACGUACGAGUAAAAGGCAAUACACAAAAUUACUAAAUUACAUUACAUAUAAUCAUUGUCAAUAAUAUUUAAUCCGCAAAAUCCCAAAAUACUCUCCAGUUAAUUUAUAUUUACGAAAUUACCACUACUUAUAAACCUACACUUAGAUUUCUGUCGACGUUUCCGUAGACUUACCUCAUCUCUGGUAGGGAGGGCGUUCCAAAAUUCGGGUCGGAAUUUUAGCAGUUCGAUUUAAAAAUGGUUUAUUCGGUAUUUUAAAAUUUGUAUCAAAUUAAUACCGUAUAUUAUUCAAU
Messenger RNA from Tarenaya hassleriana, 927 nucleotides. RefSeq lists its product as uncharacterized. The transcript has 2 exons. Lineage: Eukaryota; Viridiplantae; Streptophyta; Magnoliopsida; Brassicales; Cleomaceae. Bases 125 to 610 code for a protein of 161 amino acids. The record is from RefSeq and is a predicted model, not a curated record.